Messenger RNA from Gloeophyllum trabeum ATCC 11539, 1158 nucleotides. RefSeq lists its product as uncharacterized. Gene Ontology annotation, biological process: exocytosis; endocytosis; piecemeal microautophagy of the nucleus. The record is from RefSeq and is a predicted model, not a curated record. Gene Ontology annotation, molecular function: oxysterol binding. The annotation marks the transcript as partial. Gene Ontology annotation, cellular component: intracellular membrane-bounded organelle; membrane; cytosol. Lineage: Eukaryota; Fungi; Basidiomycota; Agaricomycetes; Gloeophyllales; Gloeophyllaceae. The transcript has 10 exons.
GCCGUUCCUGCGUCCCAGAAGGGCUCCUGGUCGUCGUUUCUCAAAUCUAUCGCAUCGUUCUCCGGCGACCUCUCCUCUUUGACUGCGCCUCCAUUCAUCCUGUCGCCCACCUCGUUGACAGAAUUCCCUGCAUAUUGGUGUGAGCGACCAGAGCUCUUCGCCGCCAUCGCAGAUGCAAAGACAGACGAGGACAGAUCACUGACUGUUCUCAAAUGGUUUAUUAGCACGUUGAAGGAUCAGUACACGUCGCGAAAUGAGUCCAUGGGGUCGGAGAAGAAACCGCUGAACCCAGUGCUCGGCGAGUUGUUCUACGGAUACUGGCCGGACAAGAACGGGCGGGGCAAGACGAACCUCCUCGUCGAGCAAGUCUCGCACCACCCGCCCAUCACCGCGUACUACAUCGCUAACCCGUCGAAGGGGCUCUCCCUCCAAGGGCACAACGCGCAGAAGACGUCCUUCUCUGGCGGUAGCAUCAUCGUGCGACAAGUCGGACACGCCGUGCUGACGGUCCUCCUGCCCUCGGGCGAGAAGGAGGAGUUCCUGAUCACGCUCCCGCGACUGCGUAUCGACGGGCUAUGGUACGGCUCGCCGUACAUAGAGCUCACCGAUAUGUCCUACAUCCAGAGCUCCACCGGCUGGCUCUCGACCAUCGAGUACAAAGGCAAGGGCUACUUCUCCGGCAAGUCGCACUCGUUCAAGGCGACCGUGACGCCGCCGGGCUCCUCGAGCGCGAAGCACACCAUCGAGGGCACGUGGCACACGACGAGCAAGGACAUCAAGACCGGCCAGCCGUUCCACGACGUCACGGGCCCGAAGGAGGAGGCGACCGUGACGGACGUCGAGCGCCAGAACGAGUGGGAGAGCCGCAAGCUGUGGAGCAAGGUGUCGAAGGGCAUCCGCGAGGGCGAUUUCGAUGCCGCGAGCAAGGAGAAGAGCAAGAUCGAGAAUGAGCAGAGACAGCGGAGGAGGGACGAGGCGGCUGCCGGGACGAAGUGGCAGCUAAAGCAUUUCGUCCACAUUGACAGUGAUCCAACGUACGAGAAUCUAGGAAAGCUCUUCAAGGCCAACCCGCCAACGGAGGACGCGUACAUCUUCCAGCAUAACCCUCCAUUCGCGGAGAUGGAGUUGCCGGUCGAAUCGCCUGCCAAACCUCUGUAG